Molecule: messenger RNA, 1122 nt
Organism: Lotus japonicus
Lineage: Eukaryota; Viridiplantae; Streptophyta; Magnoliopsida; Fabales; Fabaceae
Exons: 3
Coding region: 1-1122 (373 amino acids)
Source: RefSeq, a predicted model, not a curated record
AUGGUGAAUGGCUCGCCCACUGAUUUCUUCACUAUAGAAAAAGGGCUCCGGCAAGGUGAUCCGCUAUCACCGUUAUGGUUUAACAUAUGCGUAAACGGUCUCUCUUGUAUUCUGAACAAGUUACUUGAGCGUGAGGAGCCUUAUGGAUCAUGUGUUGCUGAUGAUCUAUGGAUCAACCAUUUGCAAUUUGCGGACGACACAUUGAUUGUUUGUGGGAAUAACAUUUCUCAUCUAGAAAAUAUUGCAGCCGCUCUUGAAGUCUUCUUAGCUCUUUCAGGGCUUAAGGUGAACUACUCCAAAUCUCAUAUUUUCGGAUGCAAUAUCUCCCGAGAGGAUUUUGCUCGAGCUGCGAGUGUUCUUGGUGUGCAGAUUGGCACUUUCCCCAUCACGUACCUUGGGGGCCCUCUUGGAGAUAAUCCUAGAAGGAAAAGGUUUUGGCAACCUUAUGGCAAUCGUGGCAUCCCAUGGAUAGCGUGGGAACAAAUCUGUAAAAGUUCACAGGGAAGGGCAACAAUAUUCGCUUCUGGCAUGAUCCAUGGAUGCAUUUUGGCCUCGCUGCAAUCUAGUUUUCCGCGGCUGUUUGCCCUUGCUUCUAACAAAAAUGCCACGAUAUCUGACUUGGGAUCCUUUGAAGGUGGUCGUUGGGUUUGGGACUUGGGGCUUCGUCGUCGUCUCUUUGAUUGGGAACUGCCGAGGCUUCAAGAAUUAAUGUCAUAUCUGAAUUCGGUGUUCCCUUGUGAUGAAGAAGACACUAUAGUCUGGUCGGGAGCAACUAAUGGUCUCUUUACUGUAAAAGAAGCCUAUUCAGCUGCUGAAUUAAGAAUGUUCGGACCUGUAUCUUGGUUGAUCUCUAAACAAUGCAGGAAAAUUAUCCCGCCUAAAGUUGGGCUCUUCGUUUGGCAACUCAUGGAAAAUAGCGUGGCGGUCAAGGAGAACUUGCUAAAAAGGGGCAUGACAAUUGAAAAUGGGGGUAUUUGUGAUCUAUGUGGCUUGUAUGUUGAAUCCGUCCAGCACCUCAUGCUUGGAUGUGAUAAAUCUUGGAGAUUUUGGUCCACAAUUAUGGCGCAAGAUGGAAUUCACUGGUGUGUUCCUGGAUCGGUUGUUGAUUUAUUCAAGGAAUGA